Pseudoliparis swirei is the source of this 1821-nucleotide messenger RNA. RefSeq names its product mitochondrial methionyl-tRNA formyltransferase (gene mtfmt). Gene Ontology annotation, cellular component: mitochondrion. The record is from RefSeq and is a predicted model, not a curated record. Gene Ontology annotation, biological process: conversion of methionyl-tRNA to N-formyl-methionyl-tRNA; biosynthetic process. The transcript is spliced from 9 exons. The coding region runs from base 111 to 1223 and encodes 370 amino acids. Lineage: Eukaryota; Metazoa; Chordata; Actinopteri; Perciformes; Liparidae. Gene Ontology annotation, molecular function: methionyl-tRNA formyltransferase activity.
CCUAUGUCGAUACAAUUAGGGCAAACCCAUUACAGUCACAGAAACUUCCUCCAUGUCUCCAGUGACACGGACGCGGCGUUUUGAGCCGAGGCCUCCGCUGUGUCGUUACUAUGUGGACUAUUGGCAGGACAGCAGGAGCUGCUCUCCGCACUCUGCCCCGCCUGCGGUGCGGCUGCACGCAGCUCCCCUGCAGGCUCGUGUCCUCGUCCGGACCCCCGUGGAAGCUCCUGUUCUUCGGCUCGGACCACUUUGCGGUGGAGUCUCUAAAACACCUCGUAUCCAGCAGGAGCUCCAAUGGAGGGAUACUGGAGUCCCUGGAAGUCGUCACUUUGUCCAAGGACGUCCCAGUGAAGAGGUUUGCCCAAGAGCACCGACUACCAGUCCACAGCUGGCCCCCCGACAAUGUGGAUGGACGGUUUGAUGUUGGGGUGGUGGUAUCUUUUGGCCGUUUACUCCCUGAGAGACUGAUCAACUCGUUUCCUCAUGGGAUUUUGAACAUACACCCAAGCCUGCUGCCCAGGUGGCGAGGUUCAGCACCCAUCUUCCACACCAUCAUGCAUGGUGACACCGUGACGGGGGUCACCAUCAUCCAUAUCCGCCCUAACAGGUUUGACGUGGGCCCCAUUCUCAGCCAGGAGCGAUACGAGGUCCCUGACAACUGUACUGCUGAUGAGCUCGGAGCUGCCCUGGCCACUCAAGGAGCACAUCUGCUGAUUGAUACUUUAAUGACGCUGUCCGAGAGAAUAGCACAUAGAAGGGAACAAACACAGACUGGAGCAACAUUUGCUCCAAAAAUCCAUCCAUCCAUGAGCUGGAUGGUGUGGGAGGAACACACCUGUGACCAAGUGGAUCGUCUGUAUCGUGCCAUCGGAUCCCGGAUGCCAUUGAGGACCACAUGGAUGGGCAGGACAAUACGACUUCUGGACUUUGUAGGAAAAUGUCACAUUUCAUUAUUGGAUGAGAAGAGGAAACCGGUGCCUGGUUCAGUGAGCUACCUGAAGGAGUCCAGCACUCUGGCUGUCUGCUGUAAGGAUGGCUGGGUGGGAUUCAAGGCAGUGGUCCUGAAAAAGAGGCUGACAGCAAGUGACUUCUAUAAUGGUUUCCUGCAUCAGGCGCUGCAGAAGAGAACUCCUCACCAGUCAGCUGCAGGGCUGUUUGUCAGCCCGGCACCGGAAGCACAUCGGAGGAGAGGGAUCUCAACCAAUCACGUUCUACCCGGAUGAACACGUCAGAAAUGUCAUUUAUUGUAGAGAAUGUGUUACUUUUGUCUGUUUUAAGACAUCUGCAUGUACAGUUCAUACAUGAAUGUGCUGUUGUCUGACAGGGGACAGCCAUAAACUCAUGUAUAUUUAAACUAAGGCAGUACAAACGAUAGAGUUAUUUACUCUUUGAUCAUUUCUGAAAUAGUAAAUUGACACGCAAACCAGUUUGGAAUUUAAAUGAUUGACAUCUGUAAGUCUGUUUAUGGACAGUUGUCUUACGAUCAGAUGUUAAUCUUUCUUAUAUUUGGUCCCCUUUAUUAAUGUUCAACAGAUGCAAGUGUUCAACCUAUGACAUCAGGAAUGUUAUGCAAAUAAUGCGAUUUGAGUUUUAUUUGAUCAAAUAGGGCAAUCACAUGAGUUGUUAAUAUGUAAUCCAAUGUUAUAAAUAUGAGUUUAAUUAUUGUCUUUCAAUCGGUCAAAUGUGACACAGCAAAAUGCCGUCCGGGGGAUUGGGGGUGACACUGAUCUCUCGGUCAAGGCAAGUUUCCCUUUCUGUUCAGGGAACACAGUCCAAGUAAGACUGAUUGAUACAUGCGCUGAAUAAACUGCAAUGACACGA